Molecule: messenger RNA, 1623 nt
Organism: Exophiala aquamarina CBS 119918
Lineage: Eukaryota; Fungi; Ascomycota; Eurotiomycetes; Chaetothyriales; Herpotrichiellaceae
Exons: 3
Coding region: 1-1623 (540 amino acids)
Biological process (GO): L-valine biosynthetic process
Cellular component (GO): mitochondrion; acetolactate synthase complex
Molecular function (GO): acetolactate synthase activity; flavin adenine dinucleotide binding; thiamine pyrophosphate binding
Source: RefSeq, a predicted model, not a curated record
AUGGUAGCCCUAUCAAUGGCAGACGGAAUGGCACGGCUCACGAACAAACCACAGUGUGUCAUUGUUCACGUUGAUGUUGGAACUCAAGGGCUAGGGGCAGCAGUUCACAAUGCGUCGUGUGGGCGAGCACCAGUCCUCAUAUUUGCAGGUCUAUCUCCUUUCACAUUCGAAGGCGAAUAUCGAGGCUCUCGUACCGAAUACAUACACUGGAUUCAGGACGUUCCUGAUCAAAAGCAAAUUGUUGCCCAAUACUGUCGAUAUGUUGGUGAGAUAAAAGGUGGACGCAAUGUAAAGCAGAUUGUUAACCGAGCCCUGCAAUUUGCUACCAGCGAUCCGAAGGGACCUGUUUAUUUAUACGGCACCCGCGAAGCAAUGGAAGAGGAUAUCCAACCUUACCAACUCAAUCAAGAACUAUGGCAAGCAGUUGAACCUACGGCAUUGCCCCGAGACGCGGUGGAAUUAAUUUCAAAUGAAUUUGUCAACGCUAAAGAACCUCUACUCAUUGUAGGGUAUACUGGUCGGAAUGUCGAAGCGGUAAAGGCGACAAUUGCUCUAGCCGACAGAAUCCCCUUACGUGUCUUGGACACUGGAGGAUCCGACAUGUGUUUUCCUUCAAAUCAUCCUGCAGCCCUUGGUCUAAGAUACGGAUCGGACCCAGCGAUUACCACGGCGGAUUAUAUCCUUGUGGUCGACUGUGACGUUCCCUGGAUCCCAACACAAUGCAAUCCUCGGCGUGGCACCAAGGUCGUUCACAUCGACAUUGAUCCAUUGAAACAGCAGAUGCCAGUUCAUUAUCUGCCUGCUACUCGACGGUAUAAAGCUGAUUCCACGAUUUCUCUGACACAAAUCAACGAUUAUUUAGAUUCUAGCCCUCAACUUCUAGCGACCUUAUCCGACGAUGUUCACCGAGCUUUAUUUGACACAAGAAAAGCCUCCCAUACCGAACGAUCGGCCAAAUUCAGAGACUUGGCCAAGCUACCUACAGACCUACACCGAGCUAUCGAUCCCUCUAUACUCGGGGGCCAAAUAAAGAAUGCUGUCCCAGAGGAUACUAUCUUUGCUGUUGAAGCAGUUACUCUCAGCAUGCCUAUCUCCGAUCAAAUCGCUGCAACUCUACCCAAGUCUUGGAUUAACUGUGGCGGCGGUGGACUAGGCUGGUCCGGUGGAGGUGCGUUAGGCAUCAAACUCGCAUCGGAUUUCGAACAUCGCGACAUACAGGCCGGAGACCUAGCUGGGACUAAUAAAGGAAAGUUUGUGUGCUGUAUUGUCGGAGACGGUACUUUUCUAUUCUCCGUCCCUAGUUCCGUGUACUGGAUCGCCCAGCGAUAUAACAUUCCGACUUUGACCGUCGUCCUGAACAACAAGGGAUGGAACGCACCCCGACGAUCGAUGCUACUGGUUCAUCCGGAUGGAGAGGGAAGCAAAGUAGACAAUAAAACCCUAAACAUAUCUCUCGAUCCUACUCCUGACUUCCCGGGGAUCGCGAAUGCAGCCACAGGCGGACAUGCGUGGACGGGUACUGUGAGUACCGUGGCCGAGUUGGUACAUCAGUUACCACGAGCUGUCGAUGCCGUCAAAGGAGGUAUUUGUGCGGUACUCGAAGUGAAGCUCGGAGAAUCGUAA